AUGGGUGCUAACGACAGCACGGAGAGCCGCAAGCGCAGUCGUGCCACACCGGCGAAACCAGACCACAGUAUCCCAUCGAGCUUCAAGAAACGGAAGCUAGACGCCAACGGCAACCCGAUUGUCGCUUCUUCUCCGACGACACCCAAAAGUACUCCAGGGGUCAAUUCAUCCGCUCUGAAGAAGUCCGCUCGCAGUAAAAUCACAUCCUCGCCCGUCUCGGCAUAUGACGUGCCAGACUCCCCCGAGGACAACCCGCCACGUCGAAUCCGCAAUGUAAGAAGCGUUGACCGACCGACUGCCAAAGUUCCGAUCCCGCCUCGCCGCAAUGUCGACGUUGAUAUUUACGAUAUUCCCUGCUCCGACGAUGAGCUGCAUUCGAGCCCGAAGGAGGUGAACUCGCAAAAAGCGAGCCCUACGAAGAGAAAGAGCAACGCCGCGGCCGGCCACGAUGUAAAUGAGGUCAAUGGAGGGGAGACCAUCGAGAAGCCACAGCCUCAAAAGGGCAAGAUCAAUAAGGUGCUGGGAAAGGACGAGAAGGUUGCUUCGACAGAGGAGUCUUCCUCGCAGAUACGAUCAAGCGGACGCCGGAGAACUCUGACAGCGAAAGCCCUCGAGCAUGUGGAAAAGGUUGCGAGUCGCUCUGCGACUCCGACUUCUCACGCGAGAUCUUCUGCCACUGCGAAUGAAGUGCCGGAGUCCAAAAAGGCUACAGGGAAGGCGAACCGCAACAUAUCUAUGCCUCUGAAAGGUAUCUUGACACCGUCCAAGCGGGACGGUACGCCGAGAAGGAGUAAGAGCGUAGCGUUCGAUUCUGCUAGUGCUUUGGCUCAAGAGGAGGUGUUUUUCGAGGAUCUUCCGACAAAAUCUGGGAGAAGCCGAAAACCAUCACAAAAGGUGGUUGAAGCAAAAGUAGUAGUGGCGAAGACCGCGAAGUCACGAAAGGCGCCGCCCAAGGUGAUUGAUGAGGAGUCACAGGAGGAAGAAGAUGUGCAGUCAGAGGUCGAAGAACAGCAAGAUGAAGAACCGGUAGCAGAAGCGUCAAAGCAGGAGGAAGAGGAAGACGAGGACGUUUGUUCGAUAUGCACGAAGCCCGAUUCCAAGCCUGGGAACAGAAUUUUGUUCUGUGAUGGCUGCGAUAAGGCGUUCCAUCAAAAAUGCUACAACGUGCCCAAGGUUCCCCGGGGAGACUGGUUCUGCAACGAUUGCGUUGGGCAGAAGCAGUCGCGAGCAGUGGCAGCAGACGAGGCGGUGAAGACUCCCAAUUUCGCAAAACACCUGAGCAAUCUGCAAAGGGUGCUACUAGACCGGUGUACGGGUCGCCGACGAAUCAAGCUGAUUGACCAGGAUGACGCCUACGAAAAGGCGCAUCGGCUGGUAGAGCAGACGGUACUGGCUGGGGAGGGCAACUCCAUGCUCGUAAUAGGGGCAAGGGGUUGCGGCAAGACCACGCUCCUCGAGAGCAUAGUCGACGACCUGUCUUUGCAGCACAAGAAGGAAUUCCAUGUUGUAAGACUAAGCGGGUUCAUUCACACCGACGACAAGCUGGCCCUGAAAGAGAUUUGGCGGCAGUUAGGCAAAGAGAUGGAGGCGGAGGACGAGGCCAAUGCUCGGUCAAAUUACGCCGACACAAUGGCCUCGCUGCUUGCGCUGCUAUCUCACCCGUCGGAAAUGGCACAGGCGGAAGAGGGCGUGACGUCGCAAGCGGUCGUCUUCAUCAUUGAUGAGUUUGACAUGUUUGCAGCGCAUCCCCGGCAAACGCUGCUCUACAACCUAUUUGAUAUUGCACAGGCGCGUAAAGCCCCUAUCGCGGUGCUGGGCUGUACGACACGCAUGGACGUAGUAGAAUCUCUGGAAAAGCGCGUGAAGAGUCGUUUCAGCCACCGUUAUGUCUACCUGUCCCUCCCAAAAAGCUUGCCGGCAUACUGGAAAGUAUGCAAGCAGGGCCUUUGCGUCGAUGACGAGGACAUGGACUUCGAGGGCAUCGAUGUCAGUGUUGAUGGACACGAAGCUUUCCACGCAAAUUGGAAGGCUAUGGUUGAGGUUCUAUACAAAGAAAAGGCAUUCCAAAGUCUAUUGCAAUACCACUACGCAACGACAAAAUCCGUCUCGGCAUUCCUGUCAGCGUGCAUCCUUCCCCUCUCCGCGCUCUCGUCUACAUCUCUAGAUCUCGUCAUUCCGCCAACGCCCAGCGGCCCGGUCGUCUCUCUCUCGCCACCAAACUCCAAGCUUCACCUUUUGUCGUCGCUCUCAGAGCUGGACCUGGGCCUCCUCAUCGCAGCAGCGCGACUGGACAUUGUGGCACAUACAGACACGGUCAACUUUGCAAUGGUGUACGACGAGUACGGCUCACUGAUGGGUCGGCAGCGGGUGCAGUCGGCCAGCUCGGGACUGCUGGCCCUGGGCGGCGGCGUGCGGGUGUGGGGCCGCGGUGUGGCUGUUCUCUCAUGGGAGAGGCUCGUUGCCCUGGGGCUGCUGGUGCCGGCGGGUCUCGGGACGGGUCGGGCUUCGGGGUACGGCGGGCUGGAGGGGAAGAUGUGGAAGGUGGAUAUGGCGCCCGAGGAGAUUCCCGUGGGGUUGAAGUUGAACAACGUGUUGGCGCGGUGGUGUAAGGAGAUUUGA
Colletotrichum tamarilloi is the source of this 2619-nucleotide messenger RNA. RefSeq names its product PHD-finger domain-containing protein. The coding region runs from base 1 to 2619 and encodes 872 amino acids. Gene Ontology annotation, molecular function: DNA replication origin binding; ATP hydrolysis activity. Gene Ontology annotation, cellular component: nuclear origin of replication recognition complex; nucleus. The transcript has 4 exons. Gene Ontology annotation, biological process: DNA replication; DNA replication initiation. Lineage: Eukaryota; Fungi; Ascomycota; Sordariomycetes; Glomerellales; Glomerellaceae. The record is from RefSeq and is a predicted model, not a curated record.